Molecule: messenger RNA, 3993 nt
Organism: Erinaceus europaeus (western European hedgehog)
Lineage: Eukaryota; Metazoa; Chordata; Mammalia; Eulipotyphla; Erinaceidae
Gene: PDZPH1
Exons: 12
Coding region: 1-3702 (1233 amino acids)
Molecular function (GO): protein binding
Source: RefSeq, a predicted model, not a curated record
AUGUGGAGGAAAAGAAGAAAAUUUUAUAAAAACUGGAAAAUCUUGAAUCCCAUUGCAUGUGACUCUCAGCUUGCUAGUCAAGCAUGCAAAAAGAAUAUAAAAACUCUUCAUAACAAAGUCAAAGAAGACACCUCAGAGGCUGUGGUUCAUCAGACUGAAGCAUUAGGGAAAUCUAAGAAAAAUGGAGAUGAGCAUACUGCUUCUGUGAAUGGAAAGCAGAAUUUCUCUCAUUUCCCUAAAGAUAAGAAACAACCUCCAUCUGACAGCAAAACAAAGUGGAAGAAGGAAAAUGAUAAUCCUUCAUCAAUUUCUCAUCAGCUAGAAAAAGUCUUAUCAGGGGUCAUGCUUAAUGACUGUAAAGAAUCACUAUCAGGAAAAAAUAUGCCACAGGAUUUCCCAAAUACAGCAGAAACCUUAAAACCAGUAAAGGACAAAGUUGUUGCAGCCAUGAAAUAUGGGGCUUUCAAUUUGCAAAUAGAAAUCCAGAAAAAGUUUUUCUGUAAAGCAGAAAUGCAGCUCCCCACAAGAAAGCGAUGCCCAAAAUGUCACCAGUGUUACUCUGUCAGAUGCUUCACUUCUGGAACUUGCUCUUCUACGUGCAGAAAUGUAUUAGUGGAAUUAGGGGAUGUACCCGCAGAGACUGCCAGGAGUGAGAAGCCCUCACUGAAAGUCAGCAUUUUAGGAAGAGCAAUUAAAAUUAAAUCCAUGAGCCAAAAACAGAAUAUAGUAAUUAAUGUAGCACAUCCUCAAAAAAGGGUAAACGUAUCUAAAUCUAAAAAUGUUUUCUUUAAUCCCACCAUUAAAGAGUAUGUCAGACCUUCUGUACAGUCUGCUGUUGUGACCCCUGAAAAAUGGCAGGGUAAAUACAGGCAACUGAGUUCACAUUAUUUGCAUGUCUCUUCUCCUGCUAUUUUUGCUGUUCAAAAGGAGGUGAAUUUUAAUACAGCUGAGGUUCCUCUGUGCUCAGCCUCUAAGAGGGAAAUGAAUAAGCCUGGCACUCCAGCUUCAGUCUUGGAUAACUGUGAGGUAGAAUCUGCUGUUUCUCAGAAUUUUAAAAUUAUUCAGGAUUUUCCCCCAUAUAUGUAUUUAUCUGAGGCUGAGACUCAUCUCAAAAAUACUGUUCCUACUUUGAAUGAUACUCUAAAAACUACAAGUUUAAGUGAUAUAGACUUAAGGAGAAUGCCAUUUGAGGAUUCUAAGGAUGUCUAUAGAGAUAGAAAAAUUAGCUUUGAUAUCCCACAAAGUACCACAUCGGACUUAUAUAUAGCACAAAGCACAGACAGCUUCCCAGUUCAAGACAGCAAAAACUCUGACAUUUGUUCUCUAUCUUUUCUGAGCAUGCAGUUCCUUGGAGAAGAAGCAGUCAACACUGGUUGCAAAGGCAUUCAAAACAUUCCAACUGUAGAACGCUGUGAGAACUCAAGUUCUACAUGUUCUCCUUCCAGUAAGAAUAUGCUAAAGUCUUCUCUUCCACUCAUCACUUCAUCCCAAUGGAUUACCAGACCAUCAGAAUCUAAAGCAAACCCUAGAGAAACACUGUCAUUUGAUCACAGUGCUAAAGUUGUCAUAGGCUAUGAGGAAGAGCAAGGUGAUGAGAAAAAUAGUGACAUUAACAAAGCCAAUUUGCAUAGGGACUCAAGUGGGAAAGCUCAGCAACUUGUGGAAGUGAAAACUGCACAGUGGCCCACACUUAUCCUUGCAUCCUCAGAUAACCUCCCCAUGAGGAGCCCACUUGAAAGUAGUAACCACAGCACCAUGGAAUGGAGUCAAACAGUGUCCCAAAUAAACCAUCCAGAGACAGGACCCUCUAGCAAAACAGAAGAGCUAUUCAUGAGCUUAAUAGCAAAUGAGUUAGAGGAAAGAUUAAUUAUUAAAAGUGAUAAAGAAGUCAUGGCUGAUUCUAAUUCCGCCACGGUAAUAAAAAACUGUGGAGAAUUACCCAAUUCUCAAGAAAACACAGAAAAAGGCAAAUUCCAGCUAAUACCAGUGGUAAAGAAUACAUACCACAGAGAUUUUGAAGAACUAUCAAGCCAAACUCAUAAUGAAAGCUGUUUUCAAGUGGAUUUCCCGAGCACUGCUGAGUUCAAUUGUGCAGCUGCAGAUAAUCUGUUUCUUACUGAGAAAACACUGACCAAUGAAACCAAUCAAUAUGGUAAACAAGACAAAACAAACAUUAGACAGGCAAGUUUUAAACACGAGCCAGUAGAAUGCCAAAGGAUUGCAUCAACAAGGUCAAAUCCUGAAGGUGAUGACAAUGACUCAAAGGAAAAUGACUAUCAUCAAAUAGACAUCUUGUUUUCACCUCAGCAGCAGAAAGAUUUGAAAGAUUGGAAUCUGGACAUAAAUAGCCUUCGCAAGUUAUCCCAGGAAUUAGCUCCAAGAGGUACAAGGGCAAGUGAUGGUUCCCAGGAAGAAGCAAUAGAGCAGUGGGCCAGAAGGAGGCAACAAUUCAGAGAUGGCAAACGAUGCAACUCAGCAGGAGGAAGUUCAUUUGCCAGCAACGUCACAGAAGGAUCCAUCACUUCAGAUGAAGGUCAUUCUGUGGAUAUUGGCUUUCGAAUUGAUAUUGAAGACAAAGGAUUCUACACAGAGAAUUUCCAUUCUGCAGCAUGGGUUUUUCAAGGGGACGAUGGGAAUCCUGAGGACAGUCCCAGAUGUCUCAGUAAAAAAUGUGGACAAGUAGCUGUUCGAGAGCGGACUGUAAGGCUGUUCAAAGGAACUGGAGAUUAUCCCUGGGGAUUCCGAAUUCAAUUCUCUAAACCCAUAGUGGUGACUGAAGUGGAUGCUAACAGUGCAGCAGAGGAGGCUGGGCUGCAGAUUGGAGAUGUGGUACUGGCUGUCAAUGGCACUGAGGUCACCAGUGUGGAGCAUGCGGAAGCUGUGCACCUUGCAAGGAAAGGUCCAGACAUCUUGACUCUGAUGGUGGGAUCUGACAUCAGCCGCUGCCCCAAUACCCCCUGGCCUACCUGUCGAGGCUACCUCCAUAAGAGAACUCACUCAGGAUUCCUGAAGGGCUGGAGAAAGAGGUGGUUUGUUCUGAAACAUGAUGGCUGCCUCCAUUAUUACAGACAUAAGAAGGAUGAAGGAAAAUGUUCACCUCUAGAGGCAAUAAAACUAGAAGGUGCUGAAGUUGGUGUUGAUAACAGCCUGGGAAAACCAUUUGUGUUUAACUGUGUACCUCAGUCUGGAAAUAGAACUUUUUGCUUAUGUGCAACUUCAAGUCAAGAUAUGAAAAGGUGGCUUGAGGCAAUGGAAAAAGCGGCCCAUCCUGUCCACCAGAACCAUGUCUGGGAAGAUGUUACUCUGCACAACAGUAAUCUCCCACCCUUGGCUAUCAAGAACCCAGAGUGCCUGGGUCUUCUGCACCAACUGGACAGAAACAAGGAAACAUGGGUUCAACACUACUGUAUUCUGAAAGAUGGCUGCCUAUACUUCUAUGCUAGCAUUCGCUCCACACAGGCCUCAGGUGGCCUGUAUCUGCAAGGAUACAGGGUGAGUGAGCAGAUGCUUAGCUUCAAACAGUCAGUAAUUGAACUUAAGCCUUCAUCUGAAGAGUUGAAGACUUUCUAUUUCUGUGCAGAAGAUAAGACAGAAAACCAACGAUGGAUUACAGCUCUGAAGGUAUCCAUUAAGAAAUGGCUCCCUUUGCAUCAGGCUAUUCAAGAUUUCAUGAGCCGACCUAUAGAGGAGACCAGAAUGUGAAAGAAACUUUCCUAAGUCUUAAGAGAGAAGAUCCACAGAAUCAUCAACAGAUAGAUGUGAGAAAAAUAACAAAGGUUAUGAUUAUGUAGAUUUUCAAAUUACUAUUCCUCCAAUGUAAAAAGUCUGUAUUGUAAGAUUAUAUAUACUUUAAUCAAGGCACCAAAAUUUAAUAUGAUGGACAAAACAAUGUAUGUCAACAUUAUAAAUGCCUUCACAUAUUUUCCUCUCAGUCUGAUAUAUUAGCAUCAAAAUAGUAAAUCCUAUCCCCUGCUUUUGCGAAGCUUAAAUACA